AUGGAGGAGUGCGUGGGCUGGGCACAGGGCCUCCGUGCGUCCAGCGUCCCGGCCCGGCACCCGGAACGGUUUGUCGGAGGCGGCGACCAGGGCCAAGACUGGCAGUGGUGGGAGGGCACUUCCAACUCUCAGGACGAUGUGCGCAAAGAGCUGGCUGAGAAGGAUGUGUUGAUCAAGAAGAUGGAGGAGGAGUUGAAGGCGGUGAAGGCGGAGAAGGACGAGUUUCAGAAGAAGUUCCACGAGAAGGCGGAGGACAGUGUCAGGAACUUGACGGGGUUGGAGGCGGAACGGAGAUGGACGGCUUCGUUCAAGGCCGACCAUGAGAUCUUGCACCGGGAGAACGCGAGCCUCAGGAGCCAGGUCGCCUCUGGUGGUUUCCCCAGCUCGGAGGGUGCCCGGGUCUUCGCCCCGUCUUCGCCCCGUCGCCCCGCGACGCCCAGGGCUCGAGAUCCACGCUGGAGGUUCGGCGCCAACUUGGGACCGCGAAAGGGCGUCAUCAAGUCCUUCAACCCUCAGUGGCUCGGAGGAACGUCUCAAGUCCGGGCCGCGGGCGCGGGUGGUUUCUCGGAGACCUUGUGCCAGCGCCUGGUCGGCCCGCUUCCCGCGGCUUGCCUCAACUGCCCGGCAACUCGACAGCCAGAGAAGCAGAGACAGAAGGGCUGGGGCUUUAUCACCAGCCCUGAGGCUGGAGGCGAUUUGCUCUUGCUACGCACGGAGCUGGGGAGCUAUGCCGUGUCGCCCGGUGACAAGGCCACCUUCACGGCGAAGCAGACGCCCAAGGGCCUGCAAGCCACCGACGUGCGGAUCCUGCCCGCGGAGGAUGGCACCAUGUCCUUUGUGGGCACCGUGAAAUCCUUCAACCCAGAGAAGGGCUUCGGCUUCAUCGCGGCGGACGGGGCGACGCAGGUCUUCGGGAAGGACGUCUUUGUGAUGAGGAGUCAGGUGCCGGGAGGCAUGGUCAUGCCUGGGCAGAUGGUGCGUUUCAAGGCGCAGAUGGGCGAGCGGGGCCCCACCUGCGUAGGGGAGGUGCAGCUGCAGCCGGGGACAGGAGGCAUGGGCGGCGGCAUGGGCGGCGGCAUGGGCGGCGGCAUGGGCGGUGGCAUGGGCGGUGGCAUGGGCGGCAUGGGCGGCGGCAUGGGUGGUGGCAUGGGCGGCGGCAUGGGCGGUGGCAUGGGCAAGGGGAUGACGAUGGGUGGCAUGAUGCCGAUGGGCAAGGGCGGCAAGGGCGCCAUGGGCGGAAUGGGUGGAAUGGGCGGUAAGGGCGCAAUGGGCGGCGGAAUGGGCGGCGGAAUGGGCGGCGCAAUGGGCGGCGGAAUGGGCGGCGGAAUGGGCGGCGGCAUGGGCGGCGGAAUGGCCGCCAUGAUGAGCCAAAUGGGCGGCAUGCCGGCCGGCAUGGCCGGCAUGGCUGGCAUGGGCAUGGCGCUGAAUCCCAACCAGGUCUACUACGGCUCCAUCAAGGGCAUCAACGGGGAGAAGGGCUGGGGCCACAUCACGUGCCAGGCCCUGACGAAGGUGCUGCAAAAGGCGGACAUCUUCGCCAUGCGCUCGCAUCUGGAGGAGCUCCCGGGCGCGUGCCCGGGGAUGGAGGUCUCCUUCACCAUCCAGAACGGCCCCAAGGGGCCGCACGCAGUGAACAUCAAGCAAGUGGACACCUCGCCGGGGCAGAGCUACGUUGGCACCGUGAAGUCCUUCAACGAAGGAAAGGGCUGGGGCUUCAUCGACUGCCCGCCCGCCCGGGAUCUCUUCGGGGGCGACGUGUUCCUCCACAAGAACGCGUCUCGGUCCGGGAUCCGAUAG
Messenger RNA from Effrenium voratum, 1797 nucleotides. Lineage: Eukaryota; Dinophyceae; Suessiales; Symbiodiniaceae. The record is from the annotation of a GenBank genome assembly.